This is a messenger RNA of Paralichthys olivaceus (Japanese flounder), 1791 nucleotides long. Its product is annotated as arf-GAP with dual PH domain-containing protein 2-like. Gene Ontology annotation, cellular component: cytoplasm; plasma membrane; intracellular membrane-bounded organelle. The record is from RefSeq and is a predicted model, not a curated record. Gene Ontology annotation, molecular function: phosphatidylinositol bisphosphate binding; phosphatidylinositol-3,4,5-trisphosphate binding; GTPase activator activity. NCBI's taxonomy places the organism in Eukaryota, Metazoa, Chordata, Actinopteri, Pleuronectiformes, Paralichthyidae. Gene Ontology annotation, biological process: heart development; positive regulation of GTPase activity.
CAGAAGAGAGCAGCAUGGACCGUCAACAUGAAGUUAAUACUUAGCAGAUCUUUUGGUGGGACUCCACUCUAACAGAAAACUAAAUAGAUAUAUCAGCACCUAUGGCCUGUCUGGAGAGAAACAACAAAAUCCUGCUGGAGUUGGUGCAACAGCCUGGUAACAACAAAUGUGCUGACUGUGGAGCUCCUGAGCCGGACUGGGCCUCGUGCACUCUUGGUAUCUUCGUGUGUCUGAACUGCUCAGGGUUGCAUCGUAAUUUACCCGACAUCAGCAGAAUGAAAUCCAUACGUCUGGAUCUCUGGGAAGAUUCACUAGUAGAGUUCAUGCGGGAGAGAGGGAACUCUGCAGCCAAAGCCACUUUCGAGAAGUGUGUCCCUGCCUUUUUCUACAGACCGCAGCAAAAAGACUGCAUAGUUCUCAAGGAUCAAUGGAUCCGUGCAAAGUAUGAAAGAAGAGAAUUCACAGGAGAAAAAACCUACUGUCAACAAAGUUAUUGCUCAGAUCUGUUUGAGUCAGCACUGUGGAAGAAAGGAAAAGACAGCAAGCAAUUUCUCAAGAGGUUCUUUCUUUUGUCCCAGAAAGACUUCACCCUCAGAUACUUCAUUAAAGAGGAUUCCAAGGCUCCCAAAGAGGUCAUCAGCAUGAACGAUCUGAACGCAGUUUUCCAGCCGGAGAAGGUCGGCCAUGCUCACGGUCUGCAGAUAUCCUACCUGCAGGACGAACACAUGAGGAAUCUGUUUGUUUACCAUGAGAAUGGGCAGGUCAUUGUGUCCUUAUUCAAUGCUAUCCGGGCAACACGCUUGGCUUACCUACAGAAGAAACAUCCCACCCUACAAGACAAUGACUUUAUACCUCAGUUGACAAGACGAUGUCUGAAGGAGGGAUACAUGGAGAAAACUGGCCCAACGCAACGAGAGCCGUUCAAGAAAAGAUGGUUCACACUGUGCUUGAUGAACAGAAAACUUCUGUAUUUUAAAACUCCACUGGAUGCUAAAGAGCUGGGCGCCGUCUUCAUUGGCACUGAGAGCCACAGCUACUCUGUCUCAGAGAACAGUGGCAAGAGCUCGAGGGGAGGCCGCUGGCACUGUGGCAUCACCCUGCAGACUCCAGGCAGACAGUUUGUGUUCAUGUGUGAGCAGGAGCAGGAGCGGAGGGAGUGGCUGGAGGCACUGAGAGAGGUCAUUGCUCAGCCCAUGACCGCAGAGGACUACUCUAAUGAAGCCAACUUGAGAAGGGGGAAAUGACCAGAACACCUUUGUUUGGGACAUAACACACUAAUCACCUCACUUUCAAUCCUGCCAGUGAGGACAGAGAGAAGUACAACCAAACUCUCUUCCAUACCAGCAGGACUCUUCAGCUCCACUGACAAAAAGCUCAACUCCAACACUUUGCAAAGGCUACAGCCUCUGUGGUUGCUGUGUUACACUUUGGAGAAGUUGUUGACAAAACUGAGACGUUCCUGCCUUGUGAGAUUAUUGCACUGUUUUUGCCACCGUGAUGACUGAUGAAGGCAUUCUCUUGUAGGACACCAUGAAUACACUGGAACCAAAUGUUGUAUUUAUUAAAAACAGGGCGGUGGCCUAGUAGACUAAGUGGACCACAAAUCAGAGUGAAGGUUGCUGGUUCAACACUGAGGAUGGCCCAAAAAGAAAGAUGUACCUUGACCAUAAGGACCUGGAUUUGCUGGAGUCUCAGAUGGACUCUCCCUAUCCCACUGUCCCCUGCCCCCCUGAGCAAGGCACCCUACUCCCACUCCACCAUCCCUCUCCACAUUGUGUGUGUGUGGUUGUG